Molecule: messenger RNA, 1170 nt
Organism: Zymoseptoria tritici IPO323
Lineage: Eukaryota; Fungi; Ascomycota; Dothideomycetes; Mycosphaerellales; Mycosphaerellaceae
Exons: 3
Coding region: 1-1170 (389 amino acids)
Source: RefSeq, a predicted model, not a curated record
AUGGUCAUAUCACUGAGCUCACAAGAGACGCCUCCGAUUCUUUCCCUACAGCAAUCCCAACGUGCGCUUUCCCAAGUCGCCCGCGGCUUACUCAAGCUGCACUACUGCACACAACGAUACGAUGUACGCAAGUCCAGCCAUGGCCAUCAAUAUUUACGAAAGGACUUACGAGGAACCAUUGCCGUUUCUGCCCUGAUCCAGCGACCCAAUAAACGACAAAGGACCUCCAGCAUCAGCUCCUUCGAAUGGGACAUGUCCGACUAUCACUUCAAGCCUUCCUCGUGGUCAACGCCGCAAGAGAGCUUUGCCUUUAGUCCAGCACUCGCACCGCAAGAGGGUUCCGCGUCUCAGUGCUACACGGACUUCACGUCGCCACUGAUAGAUCCUCUUCUCGAGCCGCACUUCAGCACCGAGCACAUCGACCCGUGCCAACUGCCGCUUCCGCAUGAUGCUUACUAUGUUCCACCACCCCAGCAACAGACAUGGAUACCACCGCUUCUACCUACGACGACACAUCAAUAUCAGCAGCUGCUCAACGAUGAGUAUUUGGAGUGUCCAACAUUGUUUGACAUCCAAUGCCUCCCUGCGACCGGUUUCUCGCCGAUUCCACUCAGCUAUGAUCAUAGUGGCCAUGAAAGAAUCGCACGAGCAGGAUCUCUCGUCUCAGAAACCAGCUCAUCGCAAAGCUACGCCGUCUCGGGGUCCUCCCGCGGCGCCUCGCCGAGCGCCACGGAAAUGUCAAAAUGGGGCAAGAAGAACCUUUCCGGCACAUGGUCCUGUGCGUUCCCGGGAUGCACGUCCCGUUCGACCUUCAGUCGAGGCUGCGAUCUCCGCAAACACUACAAGCGGCAUUCCAAGACGCUCUUCUGCCGCCACGAUGGGUGUCCGCAAUCGACGGAAGGCGGCUUCUCGAGCAAGAAGGACCGCUCGCGGCACGAGGCGAAGCACAAUCCUGGUGUAACAAAGAUCAUGUUCGGCGUGUGCACAUGCGAAGUGUCUCGUGAAAAUGUGCUACCGUGCUACCGAGGUCGUGGCGUGAUGCACAUCCGUGAAUUCGGCCGUUCCCCUAGAUCGACGAACCUGGGCGAGAGCGGUACGGGCGAGCUGGUUCAAGAAUUCGGAGCCGAAACAGCGAUGAGGAGUCAUCUCGGCCAAAAGCGUGACACAUGA